This is a messenger RNA of Exophiala xenobiotica, 1321 nucleotides long. RefSeq lists its product as uncharacterized. Lineage: Eukaryota; Fungi; Ascomycota; Eurotiomycetes; Chaetothyriales; Herpotrichiellaceae. Gene Ontology annotation, molecular function: protein C-terminal leucine carboxyl O-methyltransferase activity. Gene Ontology annotation, biological process: C-terminal protein methylation. The record is from RefSeq and is a predicted model, not a curated record. The coding region runs from base 1 to 1173 and encodes 390 amino acids. The transcript is spliced from 2 exons.
AUGGCCAACUUGAAGCCACUUAUCAACAUCAUGUCCGCACCAGCAAUACCAAACUUGAAUACCCUACGACGAGGGGGUUUACGUGGGAGGGGAAGAGGGCGGGGUGCUGCAAGUGUUGGUGGUGUGCACACAACAACUCCAAAGACGAUCCAGCAAGACGCCAUUGUGCAAAACACCGACAAUGAUGCGGCUACCUCCCGGCUAAGUGCCGUUGAUGCGGGAUACCUCGAAGAUCCGUAUGCGCGCCUACUGACUUCUGGGGACGACGUCGCGAGACGAUUGCCCUUAAUGAACCGAGGGACAUAUGUGCGGACUACGGGCAUAGACAGGGUUGUCCAAACAUUCUUGUCAGCAGGUGGAACGGGUCGCAAACAGAUUAUCUCGUUGGGCGCAGGAAGCGACACAAGAUUCUUUCGACUGAAGCAAAAGCGCCGAAAUCUAGAUGUUGUCUACCAUGAGAUCGACUUCGAAGCCAACACGAGAAGGAAGAUCAGUCGGCUACGAAGCCCACUCUUCUCGGCCGCGGCAAAGGACCUUGCAGGCAUAGACGUACAUGCACAAGAUGUCGAGAUAUCCGCGGAUGGUGCGACCCUGAGUUCGCCCGAAUACACCAUACACCCACAAGAUCUCCGUCGACUCCCGCAGCACGAUACCGGCCUGCCAGGAAUCGACAAGAGCUUACCGACUCUGAUCAUCUCCGAAUGCUGUCUUGUCUACCUGCCUCCGGACGACGCCGAUGCCGUACUUCAGUACUUCUCGAAGGUGUUCCCCUCAACCACGCCUCUGGCCAUUGUGAUAUACGAGCCCAUUCGACCACACGAUUCGUUUGGCAAGACCAUGGUCCGCAACCUCACGAGCAGGGGCAUACAGUUACAGACUCUAGAAAAGUAUGCUGGGCUAGAAGAGCAAAGAAAGAGGCUGGAAGCGCAUGGGUUCAAGGCGGAUGGUGAUGGAAGCCGCGGAGAGUCAGAAGCUGCAGAUAUUGAAUUCAUCUGGCGGCAAUGGGUAGCACCGGAUGAGAAAGAGAGGAUCGAUGGCUUGGAAUGGAUGGACGAAGUCGAGGAGUUUGUACUGCUGGCUCAACACUACUGCAUAUCUUGGGGAUGGCGAGGAUUUACAGACGGUGUAGCAUGGGAUAGUCUUCUCAGUCCGUCUAGAAGCAGUGAUGGCUGACUCAUUUGAAUGAAAGAGUGUCCUCAGUGCCUUCUCUAGCUUAUGCUUCUUCAACGACCAAGAAUCAAGACGACGAGCCUCUUUAAAAAUAAAGUGGCACACCAAAAUGUUUGGUAAUAAUACGUAGGCCCGAACGAACAACUUUAUG